This is a messenger RNA of Hyla sarda, 533 nucleotides long. RefSeq names its product SWI/SNF-related matrix-associated actin-dependent regulator of chromatin subfamily D member 3-like. The record is from RefSeq and is a predicted model, not a curated record. The coding region runs from base 103 to 486 and encodes 127 amino acids. NCBI's taxonomy places the organism in Eukaryota, Metazoa, Chordata, Amphibia, Anura, Hylidae. The transcript has 4 exons.
AUAGUUAGGAGGGACUUACUUCCCCAUCAUCAUUUACCGGAGAGACCCAGCAGUGGUGGGCACCAGAUCUGCCCCGGGGGUGGCACUCACCGUCUGGGGGGGAUGGCGGCGGACGAUGCUGCUGGAGGAGCUCGGAGAGCGACUAAGAGCAAACUGUUCGAAUUCCUGGUGCACGGAGUGCGCCCUGGGAUGCCCUCUGGGGCCCGAAUGCCUCAUCAGGGUGCUCCCAUGGGCCCUCCGGGACCCCCAUUUGGUGGAAGUCCAUCUGUCCGGCCUGGAAUCCCACCUACAGUAAUGGAACCAACCAGAAAACGGUCAGCUCCUCCACAGGUUCAGCAAACCACGCCCACACAGGGGCGGAGCCGAAGCACUAAAAGACAAAAGAUGGCCGACAAGAUUCUCCCUCAACGGGUGCGGGAGCUGGUGCCGGAGUCUCAGGCCUAUAUGGAUCUUCUGGCAUUGAAAGAAAAUUGGACCAAACCAUAAUGAGGAAACGGGUGGAUAUCCAGGAGGCUCUGAAGAGACCGAUGAAG